Messenger RNA from Malania oleifera, 1840 nucleotides. RefSeq lists its product as uncharacterized. The coding region runs from base 288 to 1295 and encodes 335 amino acids. Lineage: Eukaryota; Viridiplantae; Streptophyta; Magnoliopsida; Santalales; Ximeniaceae. The transcript has a single exon. The record is from RefSeq and is a predicted model, not a curated record.
CCAAGGAACUACUUUUUUUUCUCUCCAACCAAACACUCCCUUACUCUCGCUCCAACCAAACAAGCCCUUACGCUCCCUCUGCCUAGCAAUAAAUUUCGCUUUCGUCACAGAAGAGAAGAACACUGGAGCCAACUUUCUCUGCCCCCUCACACCUAUAUAUCCACAACAGAGCCCCACACAUUCUGUCAUUUCAACCAAACUUUCUCUCUCUUUCUCUCUUUUUUCUCUCUCUCUAGAACCUGCGAAACUGAGUUCCAGAGGAAUUUCAAUUUCUACAGCACUACCAGAUGCAAGGGAGUCCUCUUCUCUCGCUCUCUCCUAGCUUCAACAGCUACUCCUCCGCCCGUCUCGCAGAAAUUGCCGCCAGAGUCGUCGAAGAAUGCGCUCUCGAACCGGACUCUGAUUUUGAGAUUUUCGACUCCGAAACGGGGGAUGUUUCUGCGGAGAAGCAAGUCGACGACGGCGAGGAUGACGAUUUCGAGUUCGCUUUCGUGUGCAGGGAACCUGAAUCGUCGCCGAUUUCCGCCGACGAGAUCUUCUUCAACGGCCAGAUCAGGCCCCUGUAUCCAAUCUUCAAUGGGAAUUUGUUGUUGAAUGAAGAUCAGAGCGAAGAUUCGAAGCAUCGGAAACCUUCGCCGACUCGAUUGCCACUCAGGAAGCUUAUGAGCGAGGAUCGAGAUCCGCCGUCGUCUUCUUCGUCGGAGGCCGACGAGCUCGAAGGAGUUCCGGCGGGAACGUACUGCGUAUGGACGCCGGGGUCGGCGUCGGAGUCGUCGCGGCGCAGUUGCAAGAAGAGCAAUUCGACGGGGUCGUCGAAGCGGUGGAAGUUUCGAGACCUUCUCUACCGGAGCAACAGCGACGGCAAGGACACUUUUAUCUUUCUGACGCCCAAGGCCAAGACCGGCGCGAGUUCGAAAUCGAGGGAGCAGAAGGUCGCUGAGUCUAACAACUCGCCGGAAAAGAUGGAUUCCAUAUACGAAAAGGUCCCCGGGAAAGCCGGAUCAAAGCGAGCCUCCGCCGACGACGAGACUGCGCCUUUGGCUAACAAAGAUCAGCAUUACGUGAAGAACAGAGCCCCCAGAGUCUCUGGAAAAGUGAGAGUCAAGGGAGAUAGCGCCGACGGCGAGGCCGACGAGACGGCGAAGUUGGCUGUCGAAGAGAGAUACACGAAGAGUGCAAGCAGUGGGGGAUCCAAAGAGGGCGAACGACGCCGUUUCUUCCUCCCGUACAAGCAGGACUUGAUUGGGUUUUUCUCGAACGUGAACGGGCUGAGCCGGAAUGUACAUCCCUUCUAAAUCUCGGCAGCCAAUGGGCGACGGACGGGUGUCGGGGUUCGAUUUGUGAUUAUGAUUUUGUUAGGGUCUUAGAGAUAAAUAUAACUUUUUUUCUCCUUGUAUAAAAAUAUGAGAGGGGAGAGGGCUUCAAUUUUUAGGAAAUUACAGGUUUCGCAUUUUCUGAAUUUCUGUUUGGGAUUUUGUUUUCCUGAUUGGCUGGACCGAGGGGUCGUGUGUGGGGGGUGGCAGCGAACGUGGCGAAAGCAGGUGAACCGUGUGUGGGGGGUGGCAGCGAACGUGGCGAAAGGAGGUGAACCGCGUGGGGCCCACACGGUUGGGUCGGGUCUUGCUUUUUUCGUUCACGGAACUUUGAGCCGCAUGGGAUGAGCCGAUGAGCAAAGCUGGUGCUUUUAAACUGGAGGGAGGCGGCCGUGACUGGAUGCUCUAAUUUUGGGGGAAAAAAUUGAAAUAAUGUUUUUUAUACGCCACCACCGGUGAUUUUCUGCACUAUGUAUUUAUUAUUAUUAUUAUUAUUAUUAUUAUUAUUAUUAUUAUUAUUAUUAUUA